This is a messenger RNA of Lingula anatina, 2116 nucleotides long. RefSeq lists its product as uncharacterized. The record is from RefSeq and is a predicted model, not a curated record. Gene Ontology annotation, molecular function: zinc ion binding; nucleic acid binding. NCBI's taxonomy places the organism in Eukaryota, Metazoa, Brachiopoda, Lingulata, Lingulida, Lingulidae.
AUGGUAGGUGCCUGCUACAACUGUAACAAGAGUGGGCAUAUCAUGCGUGACUGCCCAGAGGAGCAGGGAAAUAAGAGCUGUUACCGCUGCAACAAGGAAGGGCACAUUGCACGGGACUGCCCCGAGGAAGCUGUCAAAACUUGCUAUCGUUGUAACAAGGAAGGUCACCUGGCUCGCGAUUGUCCCGACUCCCUGGAGUUUGGUGGUGGGAGAGAGUGUUAUAAUUGUGGAGAGAGUGGUCAUCUGGCCCGAGACUGCCCAAAUAAUACAGAUGGAGGUAGACGUGGUGGUGGAAGGAGAGGCGACAGAAGUAGUGAAACUUGCCACAAGUGUGGUGAAGCUGGUCACUAUGCUAGGGACUGUCCAGAAGCCAAGAAGGAUGUCCAGUGUCGCAAGUGUGAUGGCUUUGGUCACUUUGCUCGUGAAUGCACUGCAGAAGUGUAGAUGGAGGCACAAUGCCUAGGCAACUAGAUGGAAUUGAAACUAAUGUUGAUGGAGUGAUAAGAUAUUUAAGCUAUCUGACCUUGGUAUUUGUUGUUCUGUUGUUACGAAGCUAUUAUACUUUUAUAAGUAUGGUUGAUUUGCAUGUUCAGUCCUUGCAUAGAAUGGGGUGGGUCUCAUUUGCUUGUUUUUAAUUUUAGAAGUAUAUUGUUUUUAAUCCUUUUUGUGCUUGUAUUCAAUCACUCUUUAGAUCAGUUUGUUAGAAAGAAUUAAACAAUAUAUUGCUUAUAUUGUUUAACUAAUAUGAUAUCAUAGUUAUUUAUUUGAGCAAAGAUUGCUUUCAUAUUGCAGCUUGUCAUAAUUUUGUACAGAAUUAUUCAAAUGGCACUUUUUGAAUUUCACUCUUUUUGAUAAAGAGGUGAAAGAUACAGGUAGUAGAAAAAGUCCAGUGUAUCUUCAGGGUGUUAAUUGUAAAGCAUAGAAAAUUAUUUAUUUUGGAACCAUUUUGUUUACCCUCAAUAUAUACACAAUAUCACUAGUUAUAAAUGACAUUUUUUCAGUGUACACUAAGGGUGGGGUUAUUUGUUAUAUGACCACUUUCGUAGCUGUAAAUAUGAAUGAAUGUGAAGUUGAAUUUUGAAUCAAAAUAUAUACUUUCCCCAGUGGCCUAGUAAGUAAAGCAGUACAGUUGGGACUUGGGAUGGAAGGCAGCCUGCAUCACUUCCAUUACAUGCAGUGAAAUGGAAAUGUUUGUUUGCACUGUUGUAAGUUUACAAUAUGCUGUACUAAUUUUGCAGUUGUGAGAAGUAAGUGGUGGGGAAAAAUUCUAAGGCAGCCAUUCUGCAUUUUGCUAAAUGCAUCAUUUUUAUUUGUAAAUUUUUUAUCAAGCCAUUUAAGAUACUAACGUGUAAGUUAUUUAAAGAUUUGUUGCUUUGUGGGGUUGACAUUUCUUAUGAACUAAAAUAGAUUUUCUGGAUAACAUUUAUCUGAUUGAAAAGAGAAAAUAGGAAAAAAAUCUGAAUUUCAAAUGAUUGGUUUACAUUUCUAUAUUGCAUUGAUAAGUAUUGUAACAUCAAAACAGAAAAGAAAGUAUUUGUUUAUGAUAAGUGUCAACAACACAAAUUUAGCCAUUAAGCUUGGAAAGCUGGUGUUUGGAGGUGGCAGUGUAUAAGUAAGGUGAUUUCAGGACCUUCCUCAAGGCUGCCCCAUGGUAUCUUCUUGAUCAGGGCAGAUUUUUCAAAGUUUACAAACCUUUUAAUUUAAAGUGAGAGGAAGAAAUUAGCAUGACGGUUUGACACUUGUUAAGAAUCUAAAUUGUAAGAACCAUGUUGAAGUUGGCAUUUCUUGUGGGAUUCAUUGUUCACCUCAUUUGCAAGACAAACCAUUGAAUGAAAACAUAAUGUCAAACAUUUAAAGCCUUCUUGGGUGCAGAAAGAAACUGCCAAAUUGUCUGAUGCCUGAAAAUUCAUAGCUAACUCAAUGCUUUGACAUGUAUGCUCAGUUGACAAGUGUAAAGAUCUGUGAGCUUUUGAGAAUAUGACUUUGAGAAGGGGAGGAUGAGGGUGUCACAAGUUUGGGGAUGUUAGAGGAAGUAAAGGUAGGCAUAUUUUUUUGUAUGAAGUUUGGUUUAUAUUCAUAAUCAUAAUCCUUAUUUAUUGUACCACCAGCGUUAGCG